AUGGCCGUCGGCGGUUGGGAGACGGUCAGGAGAAGGGCCGUUCGGGGUUCGCAACCUAGGUGGGAUGUGUUUCCGUGGGGUGGAGGUAUGGUGGGUAACCGGAAAGGGUCGAUGACUUCAGUGUAUUUCUCGAAUUUUCCUGAAUCUUUCUCUGUGAAGUCGUUUUUUGAGCUUUUCGCGUGUAUUGGGAAGGUUAUGGAGGUGGCAAUUUCACCGAGAAAGAAUCGGUUCGGCAGGAAAUUUGGUUUUGUUAGGUUCGAAGGGGCGGAGGACAGUAGGCUGCUUGCGAUUCCCUGCGACAACGUGAUGAUUAUGGGGGUUAAAAUCCACGCUAAUCUUCCCAGAUUUGAACGUCCUCGGUUCGAAUCGGUCAUGGAGGGUGGGUCUAAGGUCUUUCAUGGAGGGGGAGUUACUCAGAAGAAGGAGGCGACGAUGGGUGGUGGGGGGUUUGCUGGGAGAGUUGGAAGGGAUGGUAGAUCUUACGCAAAGGUGGUACACGAGGGUGUUGGGGGCAUUUCCAUUGUAUGUUCUGAGUCCCGGCCAAAACUCAUAUAUUCCUCUAAAGAUGUCGACAAAAACAGAUUGGUGAAAGCUUAUGUCGGUGUUGUCUCUAUUCCCGGGUCGACCUAUAAUAUUCAGUCCCACUUUAAAAUGGAGGGGUACUUUCUGGUGAAGGUGACUCCCAUGGGGGGUAAUUUGUGUUUGUUGGAAGAAUCAGAGGAGGGUGUUAUUGAGGAUCUUAUCGGGGUCGGAGAGACUUGGUGGAAGCAGUGGUUUCAAGUGAUAAGGAGGUGGAAUGAGCUAGAUAUAGAUGAUGGCAGAGUUAGUUGGAUUAGCGUCUAUGGGGUGCCUAUCCAUGCGUGGAAUGCUGAGUUUUUCAUGGCAGUGGCAAAUUCGUUGGGAUCAUUCAUUUUCCUCGACGAAUCGACGGCGGAAGGAUCUGUUUUCGAUACGGCAAGGAUGAUGGUGAGGGUAAAACUGAACUAUGAGUUACCAACAUCGAUGGAGGUUCUUAUCGACGAGAGGAACUUCGUGCUGUUUCUGAAGGAAGAUGUUGUUGGUGCGAUGCGCAAUGUUUUAGGUACGCGUAAAGUAUGUUCUUCGGUCAGUUCUGAAAACGAUUCUUUGGACUCUGUGGAUAACAUUCCUGUGCAUAUGUGUGAGGAGGAGAAAGAAUGUGAAUCUGAUGAUGUUAUUCUGUUAUCUAAUCCAGUUAGGCUGGUAGUAUCAAAUUCUGAAAAUGUGUUGGUUCCUUUGUCUGUUAAGCCCAAGAACCAUGUUGAACCGAACUUGAUGCAGAAUUCAAAGCCAGGGGAGUUUACAGGGGGCGGAGGUUGGAGGGAGUAA
This is a messenger RNA of Vicia villosa (hairy vetch), 1347 nucleotides long. RefSeq lists its product as uncharacterized. The transcript has a single exon. The record is from RefSeq and is a predicted model, not a curated record. Bases 1 to 1347 code for a protein of 448 amino acids. NCBI's taxonomy places the organism in Eukaryota, Viridiplantae, Streptophyta, Magnoliopsida, Fabales, Fabaceae. Gene Ontology annotation, molecular function: RNA binding.